Molecule: messenger RNA, 1565 nt
Organism: Helianthus annuus (common sunflower)
Lineage: Eukaryota; Viridiplantae; Streptophyta; Magnoliopsida; Asterales; Asteraceae
Product: 2,3-bisphosphoglycerate-dependent phosphoglycerate mutase
Exons: 8
Coding region: 303-1343 (346 amino acids)
Biological process (GO): glycolytic process
Molecular function (GO): intramolecular phosphotransferase activity
Source: RefSeq, a predicted model, not a curated record
AAUGUCGUUCCUCUUGUCUUUCUUGUUCCUUUUGAACACCUAACCCCUCGAUUUCUUCAUAAAUCAAGGCACACUCUGAAUCAACGAUAUGCGUGAUUAACUGACAAGCAUUUGCAUAUUAUCAUUUAUCAUCAUCAUCUCCGUCAACCGUUGCUAUUUUCUUGAAAUAUCUGCCUCAUUUUCAUCGCCAAUUUCCCCAAACAAUUCAUCUUUCUGGGUUAUAAAUAUUGUAAGAAUUAUAUUCGCAAUUACCCACAAUUCUUUAAGCAAAAUUAUUCGAUAAAGUCGCCUGCUUGAUUUGAAUGGCUGCAACAACAUUUAAUGGAAGUGUUGCUACCAGCAAGACUCAUGGGUACAUUGGUAAUUUUGCACUUCAUCAAGAUUUUGGAAUUAGUUCUCUACAGUUGACCACAAAACGUUUCAAGAUCGAUCUUGGACUAUCGGGAAAGAAACAUCAUUGGUCUAGAAAAAGGGAUUCUUGUUUGAUUCAAGCGUCUUUUUCUCACGCUACUACAGUUUCAGACGAAGUUUCGACCCCGGUUGAUAGCACCAAAGCGGGACCCACUAAGAAAUCAAGGGAGGCUGCAUUGAUAUUGAUUAGGCAUGGUGAGUCUCUUUGGAACGAGAAGAACUUAUUCACGGGCUGUGUUGAUGUGCCGUUAACAAGAAAAGGUGUGGAAGAAGCAAUUGAAGCUGGUAAAAGAAUAAGCAAUAUACCCGUUGAUAUGAUAUAUACGUCUGCACUUAUUCGUGCGCAAAUGACAGCUAUGCUUGCCAUGACUCAACACCGCCGCAAGAAGGUGCCGAUUGUCUUGCAUAAAGAAAGCGAACAAGCGGAAUCAUGGAGUCAAAUUUUUAGUCAAGAAACCGAAAAACAGUGUAUCCCAGUCGUUACGGCUUGGCAACUAAAUGAACGAAUGUAUGGAGAAUUACAGGGUCUAAACAAGCAGGAAACCGCUGAUAAAUACGGGAAAGAACAAGUGCAUGAGUGGCGUCGUAGUUACGAUAUACCACCACCAAACGGGGAGAGUUUGGAAAUGUGUGCUGAAAGAGCUGUUGCAUACUUUAAAGAACAUAUUGAACCUCAACUACAAGCUGGAAAGAAUGUAAUGAUUGCAGCACACGGGAAUUCGUUGCGGUCCAUCAUAAUGUAUCUUGACAAAUUAACAUCUCAAGAGGUUAUUAGCCUGGAAUUAUCGACAGGGAUACCGAUGCUUUAUAUUGUAAAAGAGGAGAAAUAUAUUAGAAGAGGAAGUCCAGCUGCACCAAGUGAACCAAGUGUUUAUGCUUAUACCAAGAAUUUGGCCCGAUACAGGCAAAAAUUAGAUGAGAUGGUUCAUUGAUGACUUCGCAGAUUCGACGAAACGACUACCUUAUGUGUUACUUGUGGGUCCCACCGACAAAAGGUUGCGUAUGUGUUGAUUUUCGGAUUUCCGUUCAGUAACAUGUUGUUCUAUUAUAAGUUUUGUGCAGUAGAAACUCAAAUUGUGUGAUGCUGUCAGUGUACUACUUCACUCUUGUUUUAGAGUGAUAUAAGAUUGUGUAGUAUGGUAGAAAAUAAUAAA